Messenger RNA from Anguilla rostrata (American eel), 1593 nucleotides. RefSeq names its product translocase of inner mitochondrial membrane 29 (gene timm29). Lineage: Eukaryota; Metazoa; Chordata; Actinopteri; Anguilliformes; Anguillidae. The coding region runs from base 140 to 925 and encodes 261 amino acids. Gene Ontology annotation, cellular component: TIM22 mitochondrial import inner membrane insertion complex. The transcript is spliced from 3 exons. Gene Ontology annotation, biological process: protein insertion into mitochondrial inner membrane. The record is from RefSeq and is a predicted model, not a curated record.
GACGUUAUAUGGUUCCUCCAAGUUAUAUAUUUUUAUCCCAAGGUACUGUCUCGCUAUAUUGUGAUAUAUUUGAAAUCAAUGUCAUUUUGUCAAAGUGAAAUAACUAUUUAAUGGCGAAUGUCACGUCUAAAGGGAACAUAUGGAACGUUUCAAAGCAAAUAUGGCCGCUUCGUUAGUGCUGAAAAGAUGGUGCAGCAAUGCGGUUCAAAGCAAGGGCAGCCGGUUGGAGAGGUUGCGAAACAGUCGCGUGGCGGGUUGGUGCCGCGGCUUGCUCAGCGACUACAGGGAGGCGUGCCGCGAAGUCGUGGUGGGCUCGUGGGAGCGGCCUUUUAAAGCCUCCGUCUACCUCUCCCUCCUGGGCGGGGCGUGGGCCUGCUACCUCACCAACCCGGACGACGCCUCCUUCGAGACCUCCCUCCUGGAGUCGGCCAAUCAGCUGGGGCUGCUGUCGCCGUGGAUACGCAGCGGGACGUCGGACGGGCACGUGCAGGGCCUGGUGCGGCUGCGGAACGAGGGCCGGCUGCGGUACGCCAGCCUGGGCGUGGCCUCGCUGACCUACCGGGCGGACCACGACCCCGAGGCGAGCCUGUACGAGGCGCGCUGCUCCCUCCUGUCCGUGCCCUGGGCCGAGCUGCGGGAGCGCGUGCUGGACGUGGGCUUCGCCGGCCGCUGGUGGCUGCUGGGCGCCAAGAUGAGGGACUACGACGUCAACGAGGACGAGUUCCGCCACCUGCCCCCGGCCAUGGCGGCCACGGCGCCGCCGUCCACCGCCGGGACGGAGCGGAACGAGAAGCUGCACGCCGAGUCCUGGAAGCCGCUGGUCAUGAGCGCGGAGGACGUCGCGCGGGCGGAGGGAGAGCAGGCCGCCACGGGGAGCGAGACCGCGGGACAGGAGGCACAGACAGGACCGCAGACACAGCUGUGAUGGUGGAAUGGCCGUGGACACGCAAACGCACAAGAUCACGCGCACACACACACGUGAUCACACACACACAUUCACUAAAUCCUGGGAUCAGUCUGCAUUCGUCCUUGACUUUGACUUUGACAAAUAAAGCGCAUGCUUACUUUGUUCAGUAUGGAAAUAAAAUGGAGUGAAAAAACACACAUUUGUUUCGUAAGUGUAAUUUAAUUAUAAAUGUUGAUUGCACCCAGGCCUCAAACUGAAUCUGGAGACAGUUCACAGAGAAUUCGCUUGUGUGGGAGAGAUGACUCCUCUCACAUCUCUUCAUCAAAGCUCUGCUAAUGACACUUCCAUACUGACGGACUUUGAACAGUUUCAGUAGAGAUGGACUCCGGGAGUCUGCCAUCAGCCGAAUUUGGCCUCUGAGACUGCCUUUGUUCUGUGGCUGAAACGUUUUCAUUUAGCUGAACCAAAUUUGAAACCGAUGACGUAUGUACCAUGCAAACCACCCAAUGAAGUACAUGACAGUCAAAACGGAUAGAAACACGUUUAAUUUAUGGUCUUUGCAGGAUUUCUGAUGGUGCAGAUGGUUUUAAAGAGGUCUGACAGUGUGACCCAUCUAAGAAAGGUCAAAAAGUUACCCUUUGUGACAUUUGUGAAAAUAAAAUGGAUUGUGUUUUUGAAUUAUAAAA